Molecule: messenger RNA, 291 nt
Organism: Malassezia japonica
Lineage: Eukaryota; Fungi; Basidiomycota; Malasseziomycetes; Malasseziales; Malasseziaceae
Exons: 2
Coding region: 1-291 (96 amino acids)
Source: RefSeq, a predicted model, not a curated record
AUGUACUUCCGCACCCUGUUCGUGUCUGCUAUCGUCGCGGCUAUCGCCACCACCGCGAACGCUGAUCCCAUCCGUAAGCGUGCUGAGCCCAGCUGGGCCGGCGAUGCCAGCGGCGCCCUCAAGGCAGCCAACAGCUACGCCACCCAGUACGCCCCGAGCGGCGACUCCUCGGUCCUGAGCCAGGCCAACAGCUGGGCGACCGCCUGGCUCGGCAGCAUCAACGGCCAGGCCCACAGCGCUCCCCCGCCCCAGGCCGCGCCCACCGACGGCGUCAAGGCUGCGCCGGCGUAA